This is a messenger RNA of Bursaphelenchus okinawaensis, 8366 nucleotides long. The record is from the annotation of a GenBank genome assembly. Lineage: Eukaryota; Metazoa; Nematoda; Chromadorea; Rhabditida; Aphelenchoididae.
AUGUUAACUGGCAAAAACAGUACGUUUUUUCGCGUUAACAUCAACCUUUUGUUUAUAUAUCAUAUAGAAUGAUAUUAUUUUAUAAAGAACAGUAUAAUAUAUAAUAAGUUAUGAAGUACUGCCCGUAUUUUACUCAAAAAUAAAAAUGACAUUUUAAAAAUUUAAAUUUAGGUAACAUAUCAAACACAAAUGCCUCAAAAUAUAUCAUAAAAAGUUGCAUUUUAAAUCCAGAAACAGUCGAUAAUCCGUAAACUUUUGAAAAACAAAGUUGAGAGAGCAAAAAGCCCUCUAACCUCGUGAGCUACCUCAAAAAACCCUCCUGAAACCAGUUUUUCGCUGUGUUUUUUUCUCAGUUUAUAUCUAAAAACAUAUUCGAAUUGCCUUUUUGAAGUUCGAAAAACGUAUAAUGCAAAUUCGAAAAGGCAAACAAACAAAUUUAUUUAUUUUGAUUUGAUUUUUGAAGUUUUUGAAGAUUUCAUGUUUAAUUGAAACGAAGUGUCAAAAGCGAAAAGACGAAGUGUAAAAAAUCAUAAAAAAUAAUUAUUUAUCGGCCGAAAGUUAAUCUUUAUAUUGUGAUAGAUUUGGGACUAUUUUUAGCUGUAAUACAAGGAGCAGAACAUUUAAGGGUAUGUCUUUAGUAGUUUUUUGUGCGUUUUUAGGUAAGAAACCGAUAGAAUCGUAUAUUGAGGGUGUGAUUUAUUGUGAUUUACUCGAAAUUGACUGUUCUUGAACUUUUAAUGGUUCAAAAACUUUCUAAUUACCAAAAGCUAUUAUUCUUGAAGAAAAAUGUGCUUACGGAAGUGUUUCUAUUAAUAAAAUGAAUCGUCAAACAUGAAUAACAUCCGCAAUAUAUCAAUUGAUUUGUUACUCACCGAAACAGAUGGAAAACAUAUCAAUAUUUGUUCUUUCUUGUGUCUGACAGCUAUUAUGCCUUAAUAGUAUACCUUCCUCAAACUGAUUUUCUAAAAAGAGUCAAGAAUAAUAUAAAAAUAAGUUACAGAAGUCAAUUUCAGAUCUCUGACGCUUUAUAUCGCGGCUUUCAAAAAGUGAUCGGCCAAUGCGGCCUGUGGGUGGUUGGAAAUGGCAGAGAGGACGACGAGAUUAGUAACGUUUUUGCUCGAGCGUUCCGAAAACAACUUGAGCAGGUAAGACAAACAAACAAAGUGCAACUACUAUAGUAAUUAAGUUUCAUAAUACUCUGGCCAGAGAUUUGGGACAAAAAUCAAACAGAAUCGUUGAUCUUUGGUAAAACUAUUAGAAAAGCAAACAAACAGACAAAAGUUUGGUUAUACGGUAUAUGUUACAGUUAGAGGUAUAUUAUUAUGGUCAGAGGGAUAUUGUUAUAGCUAGAGUUACAUUAUCAUAGCUAGAGUUUUCAUUUUAAGACUUUAAAGAUAAAGGGUUUAAUUUAUAUGAAUAUAGCUUAAAAUUUAGAGGGAGAACAUCUCAGAAACCUUGUUCUUCAUAGUUAAUAAUGGUACUGUGAUACAUAAGGCUACAGAACCAUGGGACUACAAGAAGCCGAUGGUAAACUCUUGCUUCAACACGUUAUAUAUCCUACAGCGAGAAGGGAAUAUCACAGAUGAAGAUACGAAUCUGUUCAGAUGUCGUUUGGCUACUAAGUUAACCACUCCUCCACCUGGUAAGAGCUUUUAUAUGAUUAUCAUGAUUACUUUUUGAUUAUAAACGGUUUUACUGAUAGUAAGGUUGCUUUUAAGUUCAUUGUCAUAAGCUUUUUUAGUUUGAUAAUUCAAUUUAUAUAUUUUAUUCAAUUUAUAAAUUUUAGCUUUAUUAAUUGGGGUACCAGAUGAAAAAAUAUCGUCAGCUACGGUACCACCGACACCAUUAGGGUCUACAGCGCCAGCUAUUAUACUUCCGAAUACAUUACACUCAGUAGAACGACAUCCGUUACCUGUUACUUUGUUUUGUGGAGCUAGUUUGGAGUCAUUAGUUGAGUUGAAGGAGUAUAUACAAUGUGGUGCACCUGUUAUUAUUAUAGAAGUAAGUUAAGGUCUAUUUUUCUUAUAUUUAUAUUAUUAUGCAGUCUGCGAGUGAGAGGUUAUACGAUUAAACGUGUUUUUAUAGUGUUUUUUAUAGUCAUAACGUUUUGUUACAGUAUUUAGUAUUAUUAUAGUGAUGUAUAUGUAAGUAUUAUUACAGGACUGUAGUGAGUUAUGUGCCAUUCUCCGCAACUCUUUCAUGAUCUACAACACACCCAACUUUGAGCACUCCACCUUUGUCAAGUGGCUAACUAAAGAGUUACAUUCGAUUGACAAUGAUGAUAACAAGAUCGCCAAGGCCAAAGAUGAUAUCUGUAUCAUUUUUGCCACUGGAAUUGGAUUCUACAACUUGUUCACCUUUAUCAAAGCCUCUGAAACUGAAAAUCUGGCUGAACAUGUGCUGAAUUUACUGAGUAAAACUACUACUGAUGUGAACGACUUGACUCAAGUUGCUGAGCUGGCUGCUAAAUUGAAUGUGCCAUCAAUUUUGAGGCAUCUGGAGGUUGGAAGCUCUUUCGGAAGGGAGGUACGGUGUGGUGGAGUUAGAUUAUAGUUUUAUGUAUAGUUUAAUCAAAAAAGGAAAGUAAUACAAUUACUCAGUUUGCUGACUUUGAGUUGAUUCUCAGUGGGACAGGUUGGUUACUUUGCUUGUAAGAUCACAGAAGUUCUGUUAAAUUAAACUAUGACGUUUUAGAGUAUAAAUGACAUUUUAUUGAAUGCCUUGACAUCAAAACACAAACAAGAAACUCUUCUCGAGGUUCUGAAUCAAAAGCCGUCGAUUGUUUUGUCGGACACAUUUUUGUUACGAUGGUUGGAUAAGGUGGAUGAUAAAGUAAGUUUUUAUUACUUUAUAAAAUUGAAAAGGAGUUAGUUAUAGUAAAAUUUUUGAAAAAUAGUUUCACAGCUAUCUGUGGAACAAAAACGUCUCUGAUCUAUAGUAGUAUUGAUAUGGUUGUACGGGGCGAUCAUGCAAUUUUUUGAUUAUUUGUGUUUAUUGACCUACCGGAUAUUUUUAUGUAUGAACUUCUUUAAAACUAUAAGAUUCAUGUAAAAUACAUUGCUUCAACCAAAAAUAGUUUCAGUUUUUCUUCCAAACGGUAAUCAUGGAGAAUAUCUUGGGGUAUGGGCGAAUCCCGAACGAGAUUUCUAUUGAGUUUGUUAAUGACAUCAACAAGUUAUUGGUACGUUUAUUUCAAACCUAAAUUUUGGAAAAGUUGCUGUAUUAUGCUCUGCUGGGGCAUUAUUUUUAUUUUUUAUAUAUUAUUUUUUUAAAUUUUAAAGUUUAAAAUAAUCAGUUUUAGUACCAGCUAUCCGAUGGAAUCUACAACUUAUUCCCAGCCGAAAUCCUUUUAUCUCCGCCAAACGAAGUCGACACCAAUCGUACCAUAGCUGUCCUGGCUACCUGGGCACUACUUAUCAAUCAGUUGGAAGCAUGUAAACUGUUAGCUGCUUAUUCAAAUGAACCUCUACACCUGGCCAUAGUGUUAUGUAAGGUAGCCAAAGAGUUGGUGAAGACAUGCAGUAACUACUCGUUUUACUGUACUGGAUAUUUCAAGAUAGCGGCGUUCUUUGAAGAUUACUGUAGUGAAAUUGUUGGUAAACAGUAUGGUAAACAGCCACUGAAGGUAUAUCAGGCGUUGUGUACUCAGAACAAAUACUAUAAUGGGAAAAGCGCGGCUCUUCUGGCUUUUGAGGUACGUUAACUUUAUUUUUUAAAGGUUGUUUUAAGUUUAUAUUGUUGUAGUAGAUAACAAAUACAAUCAUGUAGUAUAGUUAAGUCUAUGUAAUGAUGUUUAUACAUCGUACUACGAAUAAUAUAUAAACAAUGUCAUUUUACAGACAGAAAACCGCAGUUUACUAUCAAUCGACUGUUUCAAAUGCUGGGCGAUUCGACUUCUCAACUCUACCAUAGUAACUUCAUCUUCUUGUACCAACGGACUCAAGAUAAUUUUAAGUGCCUUACUAGUAUUUCCAAUAAAAUACUGGUACAUACAGAGAAGAAGUCUAUGGAGUAGUCUACAAAAAGAUGCUGAUGACAAAGGUCACAGUCCUACUGUAGCUAUGUUGGAGUUUGAGGGUCGGGUAUCGAAGCCUAAGAGGGCUAUGAGCAUGUAUUCUACUGCUAGUAAGCUUGUUUUACAAUAAUAAUCAAAAUUCAUAGAUAAUCUAGGUAGAGUUUGAUCUAUUUUGACAGAAAAAAGCCAGUUUUAGGCACAGUUUUUCUGUUUUUCUUUUUGCAGACUGCGCUCAUCAUGUUAUACGAUCAAAAGUGUCUGAAGAAACAAUUUUUUAUUUAAAAAUUUUUGGGUAGACUUUUAGGCUUUAAAUAUGUUAUCAACAACGAAAAAUUACUGGAAGAUUUAAAAAAUUAAAUAAAAUAUCACCUAAAAAUCUUCAGGUAGAUCAAUCUACGCCCACGACUUCCUAAACACUCGAGAAACAACCCCAUUAGACCUGAAUCCAGAACAAAAUGACAUGGGCAACUUCAAUGUGGACUUUAACGACUCACAAUCGACCAAUUUCAUGCACAACAAUCAUAACAUGUUACCUGUCAACGAUGAUGUUGAGUCUUCUUUCCUGUACGGUAAUGAGAACAGAAUCUCUCGGCACACACCAUCUCCGCUUGGCAUGAAUCUGAGAUGGUCACCUAGCUACAAAUCCCACAGAAAACGACAGACUACGGUCGAGGAUGUGGAAACCUUCUAUGAUACUCCGGUCGUCAAACUUUGGAUCUCACUCUUCUUCAGAUUUCUCUAUUUAGGCUUCUUUGGUUUUACGGUAAGGCUUGGCGUAUUGUUGUAGGUUUGAUAGGUAGUUUUGCUUUAUAUUAUUGUAGGUUUUCAAUAAGUGGGACUGCUAUAUUCUUUUACAUUUUGAUUUGCACGUUCUUAUGUGUUUAAAGCAUCCAUCAGGUUGUUUAAAUAAUUCUGUGCUCUUUAACUUCGAAAAUUUGCUUUUGUAGGAAGCACAGAAUUAUUUGAACCAUCUAGUAGGUAGAAAAAUAAUUUUUUAAAGAAAGUUUGUUUCAGUUAAUGCAAAGAGGAUGUGUAAAUGAAACCUUAUUGUUACUUGUUUGGAUGUGGACUUUGAAUUACUUAUGCGAAGGCUUUUGGGUAUUGACGGUUCGAUUGAAAACAACUAUGCUGAAUAAGGUAGGUCUAUCUUGUCUUUGCAGGUCGAGGGGAUAAAACUAAAAUGCAAAUUAAAAAAUUAUUAGGAUGUUAAAAUAAUUCUGUGCCCUUCACCUCAAAAUUUGUUUACAGCUUUAUGCUAUUUUUCAUGGUAUAUCAAUUUAUGUUAUGUAAAGUUAUUCUCAGAUGAAGUUCCGGAUGUUUGACCAAAUCAUCAUCAUGACAUUCUUAUGUUGUUCGUUGAUCUUUCGGACUGUUGGUUCAAAGUUUUGGUCGGCGGAUGUAAGUUUUUUAUCAUGUCUUUAAUAUUAAAAGAACAUAACUUAACUAAUCUGCUUUACAGACAAGUAAUAAUAUAAUUUUUUGUUGAAAACGUCAUUUGUUUCAGUAUUUGAAUUACUGGUACGUCUACAAGAGUCUACAAGCGAUAUUCUUCAUUUAUCAAUCAUACGCUACUUUCUUUCUCUAUGGACCCUACUUUGAAGGCUCUGGAAAGCUGAUAAUCUACUUGAAGAACAUCUCAAAGAGUGUUGGGGCUGUAAUCUUUGGGGCUUCAUUAGUGGUGUUCUGGUAGGGCUUGAACUGUAUUUUAGUAUUGAAAACAGACUUUAAAAGGCUAAUGAUAAUGUCUGGCUUGAAGCUAUUAAAAAUCAAGUUUUCAGUAGUAUCAUAGCAACAAAGACCGUGGUAUUUCCUGAUACUGAAGCAGUAUCUUCUCAAUUAUCCGAAGUGACAUCUUGGGCUCUCAAAUCUAUCAUUCAACCUGACUUCACCUUCUUAUCAGAGUCUGCCGACUGUGCUAGGUUCUCUUUCACUCAACCUCCACAACAGUGUGGUGUCAUAGGAGGUUACGGUAAUCGAAACUGCCCUACUGGAGGAAUACUGUCAUCUUUUGCCAUUGGUCAGUAUCUUCUUAUCCUAAACCUUCUAUUGCUGCCACUAUUGGUAGCACUGUUUGUCUAUGGAGUAUACAGUAGUAGAGAGGAGGUACAGUACAAACGAGUGCUUCAAUUGUACUAUAUUGGAAUGGAAUUUGCUGCACGACCAGUACUACCAGCACCUUUUACUUUCGUUUUCUUUGGAAUAUUGAUUUUGAGGAGAAUCUGUGGCUGUAGCAUUUGGAUUGUGAACAAAAGGAGGAUGACAGAACAUCCGGAUGAAAGGGGAAUAUUCUCCUUGUUUGGAAAGAAUAGGAACAUCUACAGGAAUCCUAGUGUAAGAUAGUUUAUGAUCAGUGUUUUUCGAAGAAUUCUAGAGUUUUUGUUAUUAUUAUUGUUUGUUGUGGUAUAUUAUAGUAGGUUUUACAAUAUUAAAGUAAAAAAGUAAUAGUAGGUUUUACAAUAUUAAAGUAAGGUAGUUGUAAGAAAACUUAAAUUAACAUCAGGAAUUUCAGAUUCCCCCACUAAAACGCUCUCAAAGACCAGACUUUUGGUCGGACAAGUUUAUAAAACAUUGGAAAACGUCAUCUUCAUCUACAGCUUCUAAAUGUACAUCAUGUCGAUCAGAUUCCGUUGUUCGAUUAAAUGAAAAGCUUCAACUGUUAGUGAUAUCAAACAUUUUUAAGGAAAGUGAUAACAAAGUUCAGCAUUUCACGAAAGAAAAGGAUCGACUGGUCGUAAAAGACGAUUAUAAACCAUGGACAGUACUGUUACCCAAUUACUACGCACCAAGCUACUCCAAGAAUGUGGACGAGUUUCCAUACGAAUUGAGGAAAAGGGUGGAUAAUAUCGAGGUAGGUGUUAGGUUAUUCAGAUAAUUCUAUGCCCCGCGACCUUAGAAAUUUGCUUUGAGAGGGGCACAGAAUUACUUGAACAACGUAAUGUAACAAUAUUUUGUUAAAAAAUUUAUGUUAUUAAGUUAACGAAAUGUCAAUUUUUCUAAUAGUAGAUGAACGAAGUGUCACAAGUUUAAAUAUUCGAAAAGAAGUUAAAUUUUGUGUAGAGAAAUAGUACUAAGUUUGCAAAAUAUGAAAAAAUGCACUUUUAGCACAUCGCGGAGAUCAAGAAGAAUUGGCGACAAAACAAGCUGGGACGUCACAUCAACAACGAUGUUAACAAGGAUCGCCUGCUGUCUUCUGAUGGAUUACCUUUGAAUCCAUUGGGGAGACAAGGCAAAUAUGGCAGAGGAAACUUUGCCAAAUUUGGAUCGAAUGUCAUUUACUUUUAUGUUAUUCUUGCUCAUGUUGAGGACGAUAUUAAGGUAGGUAUAAACGGGUAUUGGAUCGUCAAGGUUGUUACUUUCACUUUUAUUUAUAUUCUUAUUUAUUCUUUUUUUCAAAGUUACAUGUUGUUCAAAUAAUUCUGUGCUCUUCUCAAAGCGAAUUUUUAGGGUUAGAGGAUACAGAACUAUUUGAAAAACUUAAUCGUUGUUUUAAAAGGGCAAAAAAGGUUUUUAUAGUCCUUCCUUUCUGAGAAGUCGUUAAAUACAUCAUUGUAAUAGUUGUUAUCGUUAACAAAGUUAUUGUUACAACAACUGUUACAAACGUCUGUCACAGCCUUGAGGGUGUUUAUGUUACAAAAACACCUUCAAGAUAGUAACAAGGUGUAUUACAACAUAGCUUUGUAUUAACUAUGUUUUAAAACCUUACUUUUUAUGAUCAUGGUAAUGUGUAUGUUACAGCCUGCUUACAAUAUCUGAUAAUAUAUUUGACUUUAAUUGUAUAUACACACUAUAUUUGACACUUCGAUUUUUUAGGUAUUACUCACUUCUAACAAUCAACUACCGAGUAAACAAAAGUACGGUGGACUACGUUCAGAUGAGUAUUUGUCAGUUAUUCUGACUAAUCUGAAGGUGUCAGAUUCCGAAAUUCAAAGGUUUUCAAUCAGAAGUCAUUUGAGUGUAGGACAACGCGAUCACAAUAUUGCACAUGUCACCUGCACUCCAAUUGACACUGAAGAAGCGACUGAUAAUGCUUGGCUUGAAGCUGACUUGUGGGCCAUUACUUUGAAGUAAGUUUAUACUUGUGUGAGAGUAAAAUACGAGGGAGUUUGUUUGGUCUGUCAAAGAUUCUGCUGCUUUGCUCAUUCAAUAAACGUCCAGAAGUCAGGUCAACCUCACUUAUAGAAAGCUUUUGAUACUAUUCUCAAGUUUAAAAAUUUAUUACUUUACUUUUAGAAAUUAUACUCCAACAGAAAUGACAGAUUACCAAUGGCUUAGUGUAUCUGAUGACAAUAUACCUGAAAUGUACCGAGAUUUUGUGAAAAAGUCCGUUGAAAUUUUGCAAACCUCAGAUUGA